This is a messenger RNA of Belonocnema kinseyi, 966 nucleotides long. RefSeq lists its product as uncharacterized. Bases 1 to 906 code for a protein of 301 amino acids. Lineage: Eukaryota; Metazoa; Arthropoda; Insecta; Hymenoptera; Cynipidae. The record is from RefSeq and is a predicted model, not a curated record. The transcript has a single exon.
AUGCACGCGGUUGGAUUGCACUCGGCCUUGGCUAUCAAGCGUCAGCGAAAGCGUCGAGAUGAGCAGCGUCGCGCUCGAGAGCGUCGCUACAGCAUUCAGUCAGGGGAAAGCGGCUUAACGUCUCCAAGAGCCUCGACGGGUUCCUUGGACCAUCACCCACGACACCACAAGAUGAAUAAUUCCCACCGAGCAGCCGGCCAAAGUAUGGUAGACUCAAAAGUAGUUACUUCAAUUGGGAUGCUUCACAUCGGGGUAGUUUUUGUCGUUCUUGGAGCCUUUCUAUUGGCUAGUGGGCUUCUUCCCGGAGACUUUGCUUCCUGGGGUACCAAAGCCACGGGGGGUUGGUGGAACGAAUUAGUAGCUACUGGUCUCUUUGCUGUAUUCAUUGGCAUCUUCUUGAUCAUAUUAAAUCGUGUGAUUGCACAAAAGGAGGAAAAUGAUCUGGAAGAAUACGUUCAAAGGCAGCUGACAAGGUCAAAGUCAGGUCAUCGUCUUGAAAAAGACCUCGAAACUGGCGGUCUGACAACCAGACACGGUCGUAGAGCGAAGCAAAUGAAAAGUACUACUUCAUCGGAAUCUAUUCGCUCUCAAGAUGAUGAAAAAGGCUCGAUAUCUUUGCCAAGGAGCCCUCCACCUGCUUACUCGCCAACCUCACCAAUCGUUUCAAACGGGGACCACAUCAUUCCGAUUCAAUCAGCUGUAUUUCUUGAGCAGAUUACUGAAGAGGAGACCAUCAGUGACAGAUUUGAAACUUCCACGACGAAUAGCAUCAGCCCAGGAUCUCCCUGCGAAACAAGAGAGCUCAUCCAAGCCAACUCGAAACAUUGCAGACAGAAUGGCACGCACAAUUCUGAACUCAAGGCCAAUGAACAUCUGCCGCUUUACGUACACAUCUCUAGGAUUUAAAUUGAUACGAUGUGUGAUACAUGUUGGCACCUGUAUUUAACUAAGAAAAAAUACGUAUAC